Mesoplodon densirostris (Blainville's beaked whale) is the source of this 726-nucleotide messenger RNA. RefSeq names its product NK3 homeobox 1 (gene NKX3-1). The coding region runs from base 1 to 726 and encodes 241 amino acids. Gene Ontology annotation, cellular component: nucleus. The record is from RefSeq and is a predicted model, not a curated record. The transcript is spliced from 2 exons. Gene Ontology annotation, molecular function: RNA polymerase II cis-regulatory region sequence-specific DNA binding; DNA-binding transcription factor activity, RNA polymerase II-specific. Lineage: Eukaryota; Metazoa; Chordata; Mammalia; Artiodactyla; Ziphiidae. Gene Ontology annotation, biological process: cell differentiation; regulation of transcription by RNA polymerase II.
AUGCUUCGGACUCCCGAGCCGCGGCCCGGGAAGGCGGGGGCAGCUAGCUGCAGCCCCCGGGCCGCGCCGCCCACCCAGUCCAAGCCGCUCACCUCCUUCCUCAUCCAGGACAUCCUGCGGGAAGGCGCUGAUCGGCGCGGAGGUCACGCGGGCAGCCCGCAGCCCCCGCCGCAGCCCCCGCGCCAGCCUGACCGGAGGCGAGACCCUGAGCCGGAGCCCGAGGGAGGAAGAGGAGGCGCCGGGGCGCCGGAGGACCAGCCGAGAGCCCGGCCCCGCGAGGCAGAGCAGCCGGCGGAGACCGAGCCAGAUAGGCACUUUGAGACUUAUCUGUUGGACUGUGAAAACACUCGGGAAGCUUUACCGAGCCUGCCCCCAGCCCCCAAGCAGCCACAGAAGCGCUCCCGGGCCGCCUUCUCACACAAUCAGGUCGUUGAGUUGGAGAGGAAGUUCAGUCACCAGAAGUAUCUGUCAGCUCCCGAAAGGGCUCACCUGGCCAAGAACCUCAAGCUCACGGAGACCCAGGUGAAAAUAUGGUUCCAGAACAGACGCUAUAAGACCAAGCGGAAGCAGCUCGCCUCAGACCUGGGAGACCUGGAGAAGCAUCCUUCCUUGCCAGCUCUGAAAGAGGAGGGCUUCUCGCGGGGCUCCCUCAUCUCCACGCAUAACACCUACCCUUACUACCCCUACCUUUACUGCUUGGCAGGCUGGAGCCCAGCUUUCUGGUAA